UGUCUUCCUUCAGAGGAGCACCGCUGGGUUUUUUUUUCAUCAUCCAAAGCUCAAAGAAAUCUCUGGAAACCUUUUUUCUUUUUUGUCUUCCUCUCCAAGUUGCAUCUCGUUUCAUUCAAUGGAUCCGUGCGUCCUGCUGCUCUGCUCUCUGUUCGGAGUUCUGCUUGGCCAAGGAGCCGAGCAGCUCUCCAUAGAGGACUGCUGUAAAGAUGGCCAGAGGCGCGGCAAUGACAACGAAUAUUGUGCGUCCCUCCCUCUCAUCUCUGAGUCAAUCCCGUGCAGGAUAGUGCAGGAGCACUGCUGUGUGACAGUGCUUGAGGAUAACAUGUGCACCACUGGUAUCAACAUUGCCAAAGAACAAGCAACCUGUGACUCUUUAUUCACCAACACCUGCGAGACCAAGACUACAAAGAUGUGCUGCGACUGUUGUCUUCUGGGGAAGUCGAACCAGGCGAAGCAUCUACCCUGUGACCACAACCUGUCAGUGGGCUACCAGUGUGGCCUGGUGUCCCGGGCCUGCUGCGUGGAUGGAGCCCCAGACAACCAGACCACACCCGCACAAAUAAGUGAAUUACCAAACAAGGAUGAAACCAACGACAAUGGCGAUAAUUCAGUAUUAACUGAUCAGUGCAAAGGAAAAUGUGCACAUGACUGUGUGGGAAAUGGUACUUGUACCUGCUUCAAAGGCUAUAAACUCAAGCCAGACGGAAAGAGCUGUGAGGAUAUCAACGAGUGUUUGUUGGGAGCCAGUAACUGUCGCGGAGGAGAGCGUUGUAUCAACACAGAGGGCUCCUUCCGUUGCCAGAGAGAGGUCAGCUGUGGUACCGGCUAUGAACUCACUGACGACAACAACUGCAAAGACAUUGAUGAGUGUGAGACUGGCAUCCAUAACUGUGUCCAAGACUUUGAGUGCCAAAACACCCAGGGGUCGUUCCGUUGUUUCCCUAAGGUCAAGUGCGGUCCCGGCUUUAUCCAGGAUGCCCUCGGCAACUGCAUUGAUAUUGAUGAAUGUGUGAGCCGGACGGGCCCCUGCCAACGCGGGCAGCUCUGCAUGAACACAGCUGGCUCCUACACCUGCCAGAGGAACUCCGUGAACUGUGGCCGAGGAUACCACCUCAACGAAGAAGGCUCACGCUGUGUUGAUAUUGAUGAGUGUAGGGGCCCUGAACAGGUCUGUUCAGGUCAUAGUUGUAUCAACCUGGUGGGCUCCUACCGCUGCGAGUGUCAGGCUGGCUACAUCUUCAACAGCAUCAGUCGGCUUUGUGAGGAUAUUAAUGAAUGCAGGCACUACCCUGGCCGCCUGUGUGCUCAUAAGUGUGAGAACACUCGGGGAUCCCACAAGUGUAGCUGCACCACCGGCUUCAAGCUAGCCUUAGAUGGCAGGAAUUGUGACGAUCUGAACGAGUGCGAGAGCAACCCAUGCAGUCAAGAGUGUGCCAACGUGUACGGCUCCUACCAGUGUUACUGUCGCCGUGGCUACCAGCUCAGUGACAUAGAUGGCAUGACUUGUGAAGACAUAGAUGAGUGUGCCCUGCCCACCGGAGGUCAUAUUUGCUCCUAUCGCUGUCACAACACCCCUGGUAGCUUCCACUGUUCCUGUCCUGUCAUUGGCUACACCUUGGCACCCAAUGGGCGCAGCUGCCAGGAUGUUGAUGAAUGUGUAGCAGGAAUACACACAUGCACAGUGAACCAGAGCUGCUUUAAUGUACAGGGAGGACACAGAUGCUUGUCCUUCGAGUGUCCGAACAACUAUCGGCGAGUUGGAGAGACAGUGGCGAGGCUUCAACGCUCUGAAACCAUUCGCUGUAUAAAGUCCUGUCAGCCCAAUGACGUCACCUGCGUUCUGGACCCCAUGCACUCAGUGUCCCACACCUUCAUCUCCUUGCCCACCUUCAGAGAGUUCACAAGGCCAGAGGAGAUUGUUUUCCUGAGAACCACUGUGCCGGCUUACGGAUCCUAUCACUUAAGCACUUACGACGUCAAGUUUGACAUUCUGGAGGGCAACGUGGAGAACGCCUUUGACAUCGUCAAACGUGUAGAGAACGGAUUGUAUGUUGGUGUUGUUCGCCAGGUGAAGUCUCUGAUUGGUCCACUUGCUACAGUGCUGAAACUGUCCAUGCGCAACCUGACAACUCAAGGCGACUCUGGUCAGAACAUCAUCAACGUUCAUGUCUUCGUCUCAGAGUUCUGGUUCUGAGAGGUGCAUGCCAAAAAUUUGACCACAUUGUACCAAGACAUCCAUUGUCACUGUACAGACACUGUACACAUUGGUUUGGUUGUAUCAAUGCAUAGAUCAGUGUUAUGGAUUUAAUGUAAUGUUUGAUUUCUUGUGACAGUUUCUGAUGAGAGCACUUCACUUUGUUUUGAUGACAAGCUCAGCAUUUAGUGCACUUCUGCAUUGCAACUGGCACAAUGGAGCUAAAUAUGAUGAAACUUUAUAUUAUUGAAAAUCUACUAUGAACAAAGACAUCGAGACCGUUUUGUUUUUUUCUAAAUUGAAAGUGCAUGCAUUUAGAAAGGUCAUUGAAGGAUACGAUGAUUAAAUUGAACAAUAUUCUUUUCAUGACAUUAUAAGCCUUUGUUUUUGUAGCAUCCACUUUUCCUCCAUUACUGUAUGCAUAGGAUGAGGUAUUUUU
Molecule: messenger RNA, 2636 nt
Organism: Anoplopoma fimbria (sablefish)
Lineage: Eukaryota; Metazoa; Chordata; Actinopteri; Perciformes; Anoplopomatidae
Gene: fbln1
Product: fibulin 1
Exons: 17
Coding region: 119-2197 (692 amino acids)
Biological process (GO): extracellular matrix organization
Cellular component (GO): extracellular region
Molecular function (GO): peptidase activator activity; calcium ion binding
Source: RefSeq, a predicted model, not a curated record